Marchantia polymorpha subsp. ruderalis is the source of this 4779-nucleotide messenger RNA. NCBI's taxonomy places the organism in Eukaryota, Viridiplantae, Streptophyta, Marchantiopsida, Marchantiales, Marchantiaceae. The record is from the annotation of a GenBank genome assembly.
GAAGACUUGCAACCUGUCGCAACCUGCGUCGAAGUCGGAAGAACGAAAGUCCUCUGUCAGGGGUUGCAGAGCGUGGACACUCAACCCAAAAUUCGGUCACGCUCGUCGAGCAGAUUUGAUUAUCUCACAUGUACUCAAAUGAUCUUGUGUUUAACGCUUGAUACAAGGAUUCCAUAAUGACCACGCCGAACAAAGCUCGUUGAUCGUCAGGCAUAGAAACUGUAGAAUUUUGCUCCCUCUGUAGCUCACUGACGGAAUUCUCCUGUAAUCUCUUAUGAAAUGUGACUGUGGCGCUUAUGCUUUCAGUUUUCUCGGCCGAUCCUUCAGUUAGGCCGCUAUGUUGUGCUUAGCAACAUCUCGGGAGUUACCAGAUUCGGGUUUUUCUUGACUGCAUUCAGAUAACUUAGCCUCAGAGCUCAUGGCCAGGGGUAAACGCAACAAACGUGCUGGCAAGUCCAAGCAUCGCCAGUCAGCUGUUAAAGAUGGCUAUAAUGAGUACGCAGAUCAGUCUGACGAGAUUAACGAAGAACUUACGGCAUUGGCAGCAAUUUUUCAAGAUGACUUCAAUUUGUUAUCUGAGAACAUUCGUACCGAAUUCAAAAUUAACUUGCGCCCUCACACCGUUGACGAUGAACUUGACGACGAUUAUCUUUCAGCCGAACUACUCGUAAGAUAUUUACCUGGAUACCCGCUGAGGCCUCCAAAGCUUCAGGUUACGUCGAAAAAGGGGCUAACAGGCGAACAACUGCAAUAUCUUCAUUCUAUGCUUGUCGAGCAGGCCUCCUCUCUUGCUAGAGAAGGUCGUGUCAUGAUAUUCAAUCUUACUGAAGCAGCUCAAGAAUUUCUGUCCGAUCAAAUUAGGCAUGUGGAUCCAGUGGAGGAGCAAGUACAUAUGAAGGAGGGGAUCGUACCUUCCACAAAGUCGACUGUUGAUGGUUCUCAUGGCGUGGAAGCCUCCACACUUGUUGCGGGACAUGAUGAGCAAGAAUUGGAGGACAGUAUCUACUUGGACCUCUUUAACAAUCUGUGGGGUGAAGGUGAUGUUCAAUUGGAGGCAGCCCGCGUGUCUGUGUCUCAUGAUCAUUUGGAACCCAGUCGAUUUAGCAGUCCUCUUCGUGAACAACGGGGUAUCGUUGAGAAGACGAAGGUCUCUAAAGCUACAGGAAGCAACGCCUUUCAAGAAUCAAAAUCGGCUGUGUCUGUUGGAGGUGAUUUAUUUAACGCUCCUAAUACUUUUCUUAGAGGGACUAAGCCAGUCGACCUUGACGAGAUUGCGGAGGAGACAGGGGAUGACUCCGAUAAUGAGCAACCUGCCCAAAUAAGAAGGACCCAUUCAGCAUCUGCGACAGAGCUUUUGCGCAAAGUGCACUCUGGCCUGAUAGCUUUCAGAAAAUCUGGAAAGAGCUCCAUCGAUAGUGAUAGCAGUUCGACGGACGAUGUUAUUGAGAAUGCAAUAGAACAUGGUCUGGCGAUGUAUCGGGAUUCCACAGUGAGUGAAAAGCCAGGGAAUGAUGACGUGGCAACCCAACAUUUGCGGAAGGAUCUCGUGCUGAGCUAUCUUCUUCAGCUGGUUUGCUGUUCCAGAGGUCCACUAUCAAAUGCCCUAACCGUUUUGGCUUCAGAAUUAUACAGUAAAGGAGUCUUGUCUCCUUGGGCUUAUAACCUGGUAACCCUUCAGCCUCAGUUAUUUCUACCCACAUUCAGAAGGAUGUUUGGACAAAUGCUCAAAGACACAGAAACGACGACUGCUUCAGGGCAACGGGCACACCCAGCUCUUAGUCGUUUUUGGAGUGCGAAUCCAGAGCUUUCAGAACAAGGAGCUGACGAUUUAAGGAACUCAAGCUCUCGAUACUUGAGUGAUUUUGAAGAACUUUCUCUUCUUGGAAGAGGUGGUUUUGGACAUGUUGUUCUGUGCAAAAACAAGCUUGAUGGCCGAAGAUACGCGAUGAAGAAAAUUAGACUCAAAGACAAAAGUCCAGUUUUGAAUGAUAAAAUUCUCAGAGAAGUAGCCACUCUCUCAAGACUUCAACAUAUUCACAUAGUCCGCUACUAUCAGGCUUGGAUCGAAACAGGAGUGGGGAAUGUUCAAAAGACUCUCAAAGGAGGCUCUGAAGAUUCUGAAGGUUCGGAAUUUUGGCUGAAUCAGGGAAGUGAUUCUCAGAAGGACUCUUCUCUCGCUGAUUCUGAAUUGGGAUCAGGUGAAACAAUUUUCUUGUAUAUUCAGAUGGAAUAUUGUCCAAGAACACUGCGAGAGGUAUUCAACAGCUGUACUAUGUCAGUCAACAAAGAGGAAAUUUGGCGUACUUUUAGGCAGAUAGUAGAAGGACUUGCUCAUAUACAUGGUCAAGGAAUCAUUCACCGAGACUUGAAUCCAAACAACAUAUUUUUUGAUGCUCGUGGAGACAUCAAAAUUGGCGACUUUGGUCUAGCCAAGUUCACAAAUUUAGAGCAGCCAGAUCGGGAAACAAAUCCUAUAGCUUCCACGGAAGUGACCAGCGCAUCUUUUGAAGGAACAGGCCAAGUUGGAACUUAUUUCUAUACGGCCCCGGAAGUCGAUCAAGGUCUGCCACACGUUGAUGUUAAAGUUGAUAUGUACAGCUUAGGGGUGGUUUUUUUUGAGUUGUGGACGCCUUUCAGCACCCAAAUGGAAAGAUUUGUCACCUUGAACGAGCUCAAACAGCACGGCAAUCUCCCUCCGAAUUGGUCGUCCCCUGAGUUUGUUCAGCAGGCAACACUGGUGCGCUGGCUCAUGAAAUCCUAUGGUCCGGACCGGCCCUCAGCAGCACAAGUUUUACGCAGUGACCUUUUACCUCCAAGAAUGGAGAACGAGUCAUUGAACGAUAUUUUGAGAACCAUACAGAAUGCAGAGGAUACCUCUGUUUACGAUCAAAUAAUUGCUGCAGUAUUUGACGAUGAGAGAAUUGCCGCAAAAUCAGGACUGAUCGACAUAGAGUUAGCUAAGCUGAAGAGAAGUAACAAAGAUCGUACAUUAUUACAUGUUGUGGGAUAUCAAGACCAUUAUAUAGACUCUGUAAAAGCUGUGUUUCUGCGGCAUGGUGCGCAACGAGUUGAAAGCUCCUCUUUCAACGUGCUUGAUGAUUCACGUCAUUUGAGAAGACAAGUCGUGAAACUGAUUGAUUCUUCUGGCAAUGUGCUGGACGUUCGUCAUGAAAUUCGGCCGUCGCUAGCUCGCUGGGUUGCUGUGAACCAGAUUUCGUCUUUGAAGAGCUACGAAAUUUCUCCAGUCUUUAGAAAAGGUGUCGGAGACGAUGCUCCACGAGAGUAUCUACAAGGUGAUUUUGAUAUCAUCGGAGGAGCGAGGACUCUUGUAGAAGUGGAAGCAGUGAAGGUUGCAGUAGAAGUUGUCAACAAAUUUUCUCAUUGGGAUGCCUUUGAAGUCCGUAUCAACCAUCGGCAAAUUCUUAGCGCUAUAUGGAACUGGACUGGAGUUCAGAGCGAACACAAACAAAAAGUUGCUCAGGUUCUGGCAAUGAUGGGAACUGCUUCACCCCAAUCUCCAGCACGCAAAGCUUUGUGGGCCCUAGUCCGUCGACAACUGUUGCAGAGCCUCCAUAUUCCGGAAGCAGUCGUUGAUAAAUUGCAGACAGUGGAGCGUAGACUCAGUGGAUGUGCCAACGAUGUUCUUCCUCGCCUAGUAGGAGCUCUCCCAAAAAGUACAACCACAGCAGCUGCAAUUGAAGAGUUAUCGACACUACUUAGAUAUUUGCGAGUGUGGCAACUUGAAAAGUUUGUCGUUCUCGAUGGAUUGAUGGCAGCAACAGAAGACUACUUCGAUGGCAUUUUUUUCCAGGUGCAUGUGCACAAAUCGGGUACUCAAAAUCGAAAUAUACCGGGAGCAUGUGUUGCUGUAGGUGGUCGCUAUGACAAACUCAUCAAUAGAUUCUGGACUAAUACUGUGAAAAAUCCUCCACCAGGUGCUGUUGGACUUAGUGUUGCUUUGCAGUUGCUGCUUGACACCACUACAGCUGAAAGGGGUGAAGGUGCCCCAGAUGUGCUAGUUUGUAGCAAGGGAGGGGGUGGAUUGUUGGAGGAGCGUAUGGAGAUUGUUAAUGACUUGUGGGCUGCCAACAUUAAGGCCGAGUAUAUGUGUGAGGAGGCUCCGAGUCUCACAGAACAGUAUGAAUAUGCUCAUGAGCGCGGAAUCAAAUGGCUAGUGAUUAUUACAGAAGCCGCACUUUCUCUCACAGAAUCAGUGAAGGUUCGACAUCUUUACUUUAGAGCAGAGGAGGAUGUACCAAGAGAAGAUUUAGUGAAGUAUUUUGCAGACAUUGGUGCAACUAACGUAAAUUUCAAAAGAAAAGCUUCAGUCAUGCGUACGGGGAGCUGAAACGUUGCGUGCAAUGGGGGCUAGUUUCUAAUGCCAAACGUUUUUGGUCCGCACCAAGACUGAGGGGGAUUUUAUUCAACUUCCUGUGAAAAUCGAGAGUCAACCAGUGCUGCCCAAUUGCAGCAAAUUGCGAGGCAGAAAUGAGUUCUACAGUUCACUAGAUUUCACUGUCAAUUACUUCGUCUCUCCAGUAGUCUUGAUAAUAUUCUAAGCACUCCGGUUGCAAAUGCAAAUUUGCAAGUGCUCGGCAAAAUUUUUUAUAAUAUAUACAACUUGCAUCAAGAUUCCCUUUCUCAGCGUCCUAUGAAUAAGUAGUUCUACGGGCAGCACUAUCAAUCUCGCUGGAAAUAUUUGAUCCACAAAAAUCGGCGUUGUUAUACUUCAGGUUAUAAUGUAAUAAACUUGGAAAGUUCCAAUGUCUCACUGCGUGU